AUGGGGAAGAAGAAGAAGAAUAGUGGAAGACAGUUGUUCAACAUUGGUCUCCGAGCAUCCAAUUCAAGCUUGCUCUCACCUGCGGAGCAAUCUCAGCUUAGAUCUGAUGAUGAUGAUGAAAGUUCUCCAGGUAUAAUGGGUUCAACUGGUCCAAAAGGUGAAAAGAAGAAGAAAACAAUGGCGGAUAUUCUUGAUUCUUGCAACUCUCAAUCUGUAGCUCCUCUAACUGGGGUUCAGGUACGUAGUCUGAGUAGAUCUCUUACUUCUGGUGUGGAAACUUCAUCCAUGGUAUCUUGGGCUGAUGAUCUUGAUCUAGAUCUAGAAAUGGAUUCUCCUCUUAAUCCAGUUCUUUCACCUGUUAAAAUUUCCUCUGCGACUCCUUUGAAUCCUAUUUUGAACUCUGGAAAUAAUAGUGCUCCUUUGAGAAGUUCUGGUAUCGGUACUGUUCCAUUGAAUUUUGAAAAUCAAGAAAAUGCUAUUAAUUUGGAAUCAGAUAAACAGGAUGAGAUCAUUCCACCACCAGUUCUUAAUGAUGCUCCAAAAGAGAUUCCUAAAAGAAGUUGGGUCAGUUUUUUUGCUGAUAAUAGAAAACAGGGCAGUGGUUUAGAUCUAAACUAUAUUCCCCCUGUAUCAAAGGAUGUGGUUUCUUUUAAUGAUGAAGAAUGGAAUAAAGGGGUUCAAAUCUGGCAGUUCUCCCUUGUUGGUCAGGUUAUGGGGUUGAAUGUCAAAUUUAAAGCAAUGGAAGGUUUCAUUAAGAAAGUUUGGUCUCCUAUAGCUCUGCCUGAGAUUAAUCUUCUCAAAUCUAGAGUUUUUCUCUUCAAAUUCAAUAAUAAGGAUGAUAUGAAUAAUAUACUUUUAUCUGGUCCCUGGUUUUUUGGUUCUCGACCAAUGUUAUUGAAGCCUUGGACAGUGGGGGAGGAUUUUGAAAAGAUGAAGGAUUGUAUCUAUCCAUUGUGGAUCCAGCUACCAGAGCUAAAAUUAAACCUAUGGAAUGCUAAGGGAAUAAGUAAAAUUUCUAGCACUAUAGGCCAUCCCAUAGCUACUGAUAUGCUCACUGCUAAUAUGAAAAGACUGGCAUAUGCUAGAGUGCUUGUUGAAGUUAAAAUGCCUUCUCCUCUCCCUGAUCAGAUAGCUAUCAAAGGGCCUGAUGGUUCAAAAUAUUUUCAAAAAAUUAUAUAUGAAUUAAAACCAAGAUGGUGUGAUCACUGUAAAAAUGUUGGGCAUGAUACUAAAUUCUGCAAAAGACAUUAUCCUGUGCAAAGAUGGGUCCCUAAGCAAAGAAAUAUUGCGGUUCAACCUGGUGAAGUCCUGGAGAAACAAUUUGAUGAUCCUGUUGGUAAUCAACAUGCUGACAGUAUUAGCUUGCAUCCUCCUGCAGAGAAAAUUGGAGUUGAAACUAUGUCUAUUUCAGAAGAAGUGACUCCAGCUAGUGAAAUGAACAGUGCUGUGCACGUUGUGCAUGUUCAUCCUGUUUUGGAAAUAAAUAAGGGAAAAGAAGCUAUCCUUACUGGAAACUCCUGGACUCAAGUUCAUAGAAACAAAAGCAAAGGAGUAAAUCCAUUCUCUCCUCUUUCCAACUUGAUAUCAAUCCUAGACCCCUCAAAUAUUGAUAGGGGGGAACAAACCAAUGAACCUGUUAUUUUGGAAUCUCUUCUUGAAACAAAGCUGAAGCUAAGUAAUGUCCAGGCUAUUGCUAAGAAGAUUGAUAUUAACUGGCAGUGGUUUUCUAAUAACAAUAAUUCAGACAAAGCCAGAGUUAUGAUCUUGUGGGAUCCUAAUAUUUUUGAUGUCCAUAUCAUCUGUUUUUCUGCUCAACAUAUCUCUUGUGCUGUCAAGUCUCUGGAUGGAAGACUAAAUUGCAUCAUUUCCUCAGUUUAUGGAUAUAAUCAUGCUGAUGCUAGGAAGCUGUUAUGGAAUGAACUCUCUCAAAUUCAGCAAAAUUUAGGUAAUCUGCCUUGGUUGUUGUGUGGUGACUUCAAUGCUAUGAUCUCUGAUGAUGAGAAACUGGGUGGUACUGCUCUAACAGAAGCUGAUACCUAUGAUUUCAAUCAAUUCAUUGAUACCUGCCAGCUUUCCCAUUUGAAAACCAUUGGUUGUUUCUUUACUUGGAAUAACAAACAAGAUGCGGCUACCAGGGUUCUGAGCAGACUGGAUAGAGCUUUAGUCAAUGAUCAAUGGAUAAAUACUUAUAAUUCUAGUCAAGCAGAAUUCCUUUUACCCAGUUUCUCUGAUCAUUCUCCUGCACUUGUUACAAUUUUUGAGGAUCAAGUGCAUGGUAAAAAGCCAUUUAGGUUCUUUAAAAUGUGGACCAAACAUUCAGACUAUCUGCCUACAGUGUCUUCCAUCUGGAAUACUUCAAUUGAUGGUCACACCAUGUUUUCUAUUGUUUCAAAGCUUAAACUUCUGAAAACAGCUCUGAAGGAUCUUAACAGAAGGCACUUUAAUAAUAUCAGUGAGCAGGUUUUGAGAGCAAAAGCUAAUCUGGAAAAUGUUCAAAAGGCCUUAUCAUUAGACCCUCUUAAUGAUGCUCUCAUAAGGCAAGAGAAGGAUUAUAUCUCUUCUUUCAAUAAGCUGUUAGAUUGUGAGCUUUCUUUCUACCAACAAAAAGCUAGAAUAAAUUGGAAUCUCCAAGGGGACAGGUGCACAAAUUUUUUCCACUUUAUUGUCAAAAGCAACAGGCACAAGAAUAGAGUCAUGGUCCUGUAUAACAGCAAUGGCAUUAGAAUUACUGAGGGUGAUAUGAUUAUCCAGGAGCUAAUUUCUUACUAUAAGACCCUGUUAGGAUCAUCAGUUCCUACUGUCCCUCCUGAUACAGAUAUAAUCAAAAAUGGCCCAUGUCUCAAUGACCUCCAAGCCAGGGAAUUAGCUAAGCCAGUCACAAAAGAGGAAAUCAGGAAUGCUAUCUUCUCCAUGUCAGAUGAAAAGGCACCAGGCCCUGAUGGUUUCAAUGCUUCAUUUUACAAAUCUGCUUGGUCCAUUAUAGGAGAUGAAACCACAAAAGCUAUAGUGGAUUUUUUCAAGUCUGGUAAGCUUUUGGGUACAAUAAAUUCAACUGCUAUUACUCUUAUCCCCAAGAUACAAUGUCCUUCAACUCCUGCUGAUUUUAGACCUAUCUCAUGUUGCAAUUGUAUCUAUAAAUUCAUCUCAAAGAUUCUAGCUAACAGAUUACAAUCAGUUCUGGGGUUUAUCAUCAGUGAAGCUCAGUGUGCCUUUGUAAAAGGUAGGCAAAUCCAGAACAACAUUUUAUUGGCUCAUGAGCUAGUAAAGAACUAUGGAAGGAAGCAUCUGUCUCCCAGAGCCAUGCUUAAUAUUGAUAUUAGGAAGGCAUUUGACACAAUAAAUUAG
This is a messenger RNA of Asparagus officinalis (garden asparagus), 3345 nucleotides long. RefSeq lists its product as uncharacterized. The coding region runs from base 1 to 3345 and encodes 1114 amino acids. Lineage: Eukaryota; Viridiplantae; Streptophyta; Magnoliopsida; Asparagales; Asparagaceae. The record is from RefSeq and is a predicted model, not a curated record. Gene Ontology annotation, molecular function: catalytic activity. The transcript is spliced from 3 exons.